UUUCGGAAAGCGAGACGAUGGCAAACAUGUUCUGGAACAACUGACCGUGAUCAUUGCAAAGCCGUGCACAAUUAAAGGACGUUGUGAGCGUUUACAACGUGUGAAUAGAUAUGUUCUGACGGAGGAAACCCGAUGAAUCAGUGGAAUCUGAAACAGCAUGAAGGCAUCUGGUCGUCAGGUUCCAGAUAGUGGAUGCGCGCCGGAUCCAGAACCAACGACAGGAUGAACUGAGACAUUACGCGCAAGAGGUUGCCACGGGCAAGUGUUAGGUCUGACCUCUGUGGGUAUAAUUUCUGGGGCAAACAACCAGGAGAGGAUGUAUCAAUGAAGAAUGUGACUGCAUCUGACUCUCUCCAAACGGGGUGGAUGAAGCCCUUGGCGGUGUCAUGCGUCUUGCCCCGCAGCCAAGUGCGCAACCCUUGCGGCUCAUAGUUCUGCUACUCCUCACCUCUGGGGUGAACACAUCCCCGGUGCUCUCCACGGGUUGUCCGGACAGGUGUGUGUGUGAUGACCAGUUGGUGGUUCAAUGCGCUGGGCAGCACCUGACCUCCUUCCCGGUCAACUUGCCGCUGGCCACUCGGCAGCUCAUCAUCUCCAACAACCGCAUCGUGGAGCUGCCGCCGCUUGCGCUCAACUACCUCUCUGAUCUUGUGUAUCUGGACUGCAGCAACAACUCACUGACUGAGAUAUCUGAGUCCACGUUUGGGAAUCUACGGAAGCUAGCCUACCUGGACCUCUCCUUCAACACCUUGAGCCGGAUCGAGGACAGGACGUUUGGCCCCUUGGCGAGCCUGGUGAUGCUAAGAAUGACGGACAACCCGGGGCUCUCGGAGAUUCACCAGGACGCUUUUGCUGAAAACGCGGCUCUUCAGGUGCUGGAUGUGAGCCGGAACAACCUGACAGUCCUAAACAUCACCACCCUGAUCGCGUUGCCUGCCCUGCGCUCUAUGGGGCUCAGCGGGAACCCAUGGAGCUGCGAGUGCGACAACGAGGAUCUGUGCCUGUGGGUCCACCUGGAGGGCUUCAAGUUUCAAGAUGAGGGACAGACGGUGUGCGGUUCACCUGCUGAUAUGCAAGGCCGUCGUCUCGGCGAGGUUGGCAUCCAGCUACGGACGUUAUGUCACCAGACUCUGGGCUCGUGGGACUACCUUUUCUUUGUUGUCAUCGGCUUUGUCAUCUUUGCUGCUGGCACGGUGUCGGCCUGGGUGAUGGGCGUCAUUAUGGUGCUUUAUGAGCGCUACAUCAAGAAGAAAGACAGACAGGUGGACGUGGACGAGGAUGAAACCAGUGAGACAGGUCGUACCUCGCGGGCCAGGAGUGACCAUGGCAACGGAAACUUGAAAACGUCACAUACUGUUUAAAAGAUUCAAUCCCUCUCUGCCCAUCACGGAUUCCACAGUGCCUCCUGUCACUUUCCAGACUGUCUGUGAAGUGUGAAUGAGUCAGUUUGACAGGCUCAGCUCAGAAAGAGAAAAGACGGGAUUCUCCUCAAAGAUGAGGAAUUUCAUUCUUCUCAUUUGUAGUGUGCUUUCAGGUGAUGUAACUUUGCACUCUGGCUGCCAUUGUGGAGGUUUCCCGCCCUUGGGUUUUACUGACCAUGUAUGCAAAUGUAUGACUUUGCUAUAUGGUUUAUAACUUGUGUAAUAUUUGGCUGGGAUCAGGUCACACAGGGCCUACUGUUUGUUACCUUGUAAGCAGUUUGAUAGUCUGAUUAUAACAGAAUGUUUUAGCUGGUAAUCAGCAUGAUAUGAGAACAAGAAUUUUUUUGGCGUGUGUGCCAGUAUCAAAGGUCACAUUUACCUUUAAAAUAGUUUGAGAACCCUCUUAUAUCUCUCCAAUUAAAAUGACGUUACAGCCAGAGACAGCAUAAAAACCAGAAACCAAAAGUAGCAAAAAUCUACCCAGCAGCGCCUCUAAAGUUUAUUAAUUUAAAGGUCCAGUCUGCAAGAUUUAGGGAGCUCAAUUUAGAGGAUGCGGGAGAAGUGGAAUAUAAUAUGCGUAAGUAUGUUUUAAUUAGUGUAUAAUCACCUGAAAAUAAGAAUUGUUAUGUUUUUCUUACUUUAGAUUGAGCCUUUUA
Molecule: messenger RNA, 2077 nt
Organism: Larimichthys crocea (large yellow croaker)
Lineage: Eukaryota; Metazoa; Chordata; Actinopteri; Sciaenidae
Product: leucine-rich repeat-containing protein 52-like
Exons: 2
Coding region: 387-1361 (324 amino acids)
Cellular component (GO): voltage-gated potassium channel complex
Molecular function (GO): potassium channel activator activity; voltage-gated potassium channel activity; transmembrane transporter binding
Source: RefSeq, a predicted model, not a curated record